GUGUCAAAUGAUAUACCACGUCUACUCAUCAACCUGGAAAAGGCGGGUCGAGCUGGCUUGUUUGAACGCUUUAUGGGAAUGGAAGGACUUCGAUAUGGAAUGAACGACAACAAAAGGUCAGUAUUCUGCCUACAAAGCUCAUUCUGCGGAGAGGGAGCUGAUUAUGAGAAGAAGUGUGAAUCGAAGCGCUUAAUAAGCUUUGCCAUUCUUGCAGGUUCAGGCUGUUAA
Molecule: messenger RNA, 228 nt
Organism: Strongylus vulgaris
Lineage: Eukaryota; Metazoa; Nematoda; Chromadorea; Rhabditida; Strongylidae
Source: the annotation of a GenBank genome assembly